Messenger RNA from Corylus avellana, 2051 nucleotides. RefSeq names its product 4-coumarate--CoA ligase 2. Lineage: Eukaryota; Viridiplantae; Streptophyta; Magnoliopsida; Fagales; Betulaceae. The record is from RefSeq and is a predicted model, not a curated record. Gene Ontology annotation, molecular function: 4-coumarate-CoA ligase activity.
AUUCCCCUUCUCUCACUCUCUCAAUUCCCUUUCCUCAAUUCUCUCUCUAAGUUUUCGGUACCCUCUCUCUCUCUGCACCACACACACAUAACACGCUUUCAAACAAGAAUCGAACAAACACCAUGAUAUCUGUAGCUUCUUCCACUGAACCCCAAAACCAAGAAUUCUUGGCUCCUACAAUAUCCCCCGCACAGCCUUCUGAGGCCGCCUGUGUAUUCAAAUCGAAAUUACCGGAAAUACCCAUCUCCAACCAGCUCCCACUCCACACCUACUGCUUCGAGCACCUCGCGGAUUUCGCCGACAGACCAUGCCUGAUCAUCGGCUCCACCGGGAAAACGUACAGUUUCGCCCAAACCCACCUCGUAUCACAGAAAGUCGCAGCUGGGCUUUCCAAUCUCGGCAUCAAGAAAGGAGAUGUCGUCAUGGUUCUUCUCCAAAACUGCGCCGAGUUCGUCUUCUCAUUCCUCGGCGCUUCGAUGCUCGGCGCCGUCACCACCACCGCGAACCCGUUCUACACUUCGGCGGAAGUUUUCAAGCAACUCAAUUCUUCCCGAGCCAAAUUGAUCAUUACCCAGUCGCAGUACGUCGACAAGCUUCGGGAAACGGGCGAGAACUUCCCCGUACUCGGGGAAGAUUUCACGGUGAUCACAGUGGAUGAUCCGCCAGAGAAAUGUUUGCACUUCUCGGUGAUCUCCGAGGCCAACGAGGCCGACUUUCCGACGGUUUCGAUCGACCCGGAUGACGCGGUGGCGCUGCCGUUCUCUUCGGGGACAACGGGGCUUCCGAAAGGUGUAAUUCUGACGCAUAAGAGCUUGAUAACCAGCGUGGCUCAGCAAGUCGACGGAGAGAACCCGAAUCUGUAUUUGAACCCGGAAGACGUGGUGUUAUGCGUGCUUCCAUUGUUUCACAUAUACUCGUUGAACAGCGUGCUUCUGUGCUCGCUCAGAGCCGGGGCUGCGGUUUUGCUGAUGCAGAAGUUCGAGAUAGGGGCGUUGUUGGAGCUGAUACAGCUGCAUCGAGUGUCGGUGGCAGCAGUUGUGCCGCCGCUGGUGCUAGCGCUGGCGAAGAACCCUAUUGUGGCGAAUUUUGACCUCAGCUCGAUCAGGGUGGUGCUGUCUGGGGCGGCGCCGCUGGGAAAGGAGCUGGAGGAGGCCCUCCGGAAUAGGGUUCCUCAGGCAAUCUUGGGUCAGGGUUACGGGAUGACGGAGGCCGGGCCAGUGCUAUCGAUGUGCUUGGCAUUUGCGAAGCAGCCAUUUCCAACCAAGUCAGGCUCAUGUGGUACGGUGGUUAGAAAUGCUGAGCUCAAGGUCAUUGACCCUGAAACCGGUUGCUCCCUUGCCCAUAAUCAACCUGGAGAGAUUUGCAUCCGUGGAUCUCAGAUCAUGAAAGGAUAUUUGAAUGACGACGAGGCCACAGCAACCACCAUAGAUGUUGAGGGUUGGCUUCACACGGGUGACAUAGGUUUCGUAGAUGACGACGAGGAGAUUUUCAUUGUUGAUAGGGUGAAGGAGCUCAUCAAAUUCAAAGGCUUCCAGGUCCCACCAGCUGAGCUUGAGGCCCUCCUUGUGAGCCAUCCAUCAAUUGCAGAUGCAGCUGUUGUCCCGCAAAAAGACAAUGUAGCCGGUGAAGUUCCCGUCGCGUUCGUGGUCCGGUCAAAUGAUUUAGAACUUACCGAAGAGUCGGUCAAAGAAUUCAUAGCAAAACAAGUGGUAUUUUACAAGAGACUGCACAAGGUGUACUUUGUUCAUGCAAUUCCAAAGUCUCCCUCUGGAAAGAUUUUAAGAAAAGAUCUGAGAGCUAAGUUGGCUGCAGCUUCCCCUGUUCCUUAGAAUUCUCUUGAUUCUGGUUUUAUCUUUUCAAAGGCAUUGAGUCAUCUGUCUUAGAUUCAUGACAAAGAAGCCCUUGCUCCAACUCAUCAUCCAUCUCAAGCAAUGUCUUCUCCCUUCUUCUCUAUUUUAUUUUUUAUUCACUCUCCAUGUACUGUAAUUUUGAUCUGUACUCGAUCACUAUAUUUAUUUCCAUAAUAAGAGUGAAUGCAAGUAAUUCUUUUC